Molecule: messenger RNA, 2018 nt
Organism: Chenopodium quinoa (quinoa)
Lineage: Eukaryota; Viridiplantae; Streptophyta; Magnoliopsida; Caryophyllales; Amaranthaceae
Product: monodehydroascorbate reductase 5, mitochondrial-like
Exons: 17
Coding region: 252-1742 (496 amino acids)
Cellular component (GO): cytoplasm
Molecular function (GO): flavin adenine dinucleotide binding; oxidoreductase activity, acting on NAD(P)H
Source: RefSeq, a predicted model, not a curated record
UUUAUCUAUCCGAAAACAGUUGCAGGACAUUGGUACCCAAAAAAAAACUUCAACUACAGUAGCUACUAUUAUUAGAAACAAAAACACAACUUAAUAUCUUCAUUUUGUCCAAUUCUCCAUUUUCAUCUCUCUCAUCAACGACACGACCUUUGAGUCUCAGUUAAAGCCGUCUUCAAUAAUUAUACACUAAAUUUACAUUAAUUUAUUCAACAAACACCACUAUUUAUUUUAAUCAUCAAACUUCACUUUCGAUGUCAACAGUUUGUAGAUUAAUGGCGACCAUGUCAAACUCACUCUCACUCAAACAUGGCUACUCUCUAUACUCAUCUUCUUCUUCAUUUUCUCUCUCUAAAUUCCACUCUAAACCUUCGUUCGUCGCUUCUAGAACCUUCAAUGGUAAUCGAAGUUUCUCCAUCGCUGCUUCUUCCAGCUUCUCCAACGAUAAUCGAGAGUAUGUGAUUGUUGGAGGUGGAAAUGCGGCGGGGUAUGCUGCUCGGACAUUUGUCGAACAUGGAUUGGCUGAUGGCAAGCUCUGCAUUGUCACUAAAGAGGCUUACGCACCAUAUGAGCGUCCGGCAUUGACGAAGGGCUACUUGUUUCCAUUGGAUAAAAAGCCUGCACGAUUACCAGGUUUCCAUACUUGCGUUGGAUCUGGUGGUGAAAGGCAGACUCCAGAAUGGUACCAGGAGAAGGGGAUUGAGAUGAUUUACGAGGAUGCUGUGACAGGUGUCGAUAUUGAUAAGCACACUCUACAAACCCAGUCAGGCAAAUCACUGAAGUAUGGGUCACUUAUAAUUGCUACUGGUUGCACAGCUACAAGGUUUCCAGAGAAAAUUGGAGGAAACUUACCCGGUGUGCACUAUAUUCGGGACGUGGCAGAUGCUAACUCCCUUAUAGAAUCAUUGAAGAAAGCAAAGAAGGUGGUGGUUGUGGGCGGUGGCUAUAUUGGCAUGGAAGUUGCAGCUGCAGCUGUGGGUUGGAACCUAGAUACCACGGUCAUUUUUCCUGAAGACCGUCUUUUGUCAAAACUGUUUACUCCUUCACUGGCCAGGAAGUACGAAGAGUUGUAUGAGCAAAACGGGGUCAAGUUUGUAAAGGGUGCUAUGAUUAAAAACCUAGAAGCUGGUUCUGAUGGAAAUGUGGCUGCUGUCAAACUUGAAGAUGGUUCUACCUUAGAAGCAGACACUAUAGUUAUUGGUAUUGGAGCUAAACCUGCAGUCGGUCCUUUUGAAAAUGUUGGCUUAGAUACGACUGUUGGUGGUAUUCAGGUUGAUGGUCUGUUUCGCUCCAGAGUUCCUGGAAUAUUUGCCAUUGGAGAUGUUGCAGCUUUUCCAUUGAAAAUGUAUGACCGUAUUGCUCGUGUUGAACAUGUGGACCAUGCCCGUAAAUCAGCUCUGCAUUGUGUCAGUGCACUUUUGAGUGCUCGAACUCACACAUAUGAUUACCUUCCCUACUUCUACUCAAGGGUAUUUGAGUAUGAAGGGAGCCAAAGAAAAAUAUGGUGGCAAUUUUUUGGAGACAAUGUUGGAGAGACAGUUGAGAUAGGAAACUUCGACCCCAAGAUUGCUACAUUCUGGAUAGAUUCUGGGAGACUGAAAGGAGUUCUUGUUGAAAGCGGAAGUCCUGAGGAAUUCCAACUUCUUCCCAAAGUUGCUAAGGCUCAGCCUUUCGUUGACAAAGCCAAGCUGCAAAGUACAUCUUCAGUAGAGGAGGCCUUAGAAGUUGUUCGUCAAUCACUGUAGGCUGGGGCAACAGUUUAGGUAGGGCAAGUAGCUGAUUAGUUCUACACUCAGCUCAUCCAUUUACACUGAUUGUCAAAUUUUAUGGGCAUGUAACAAAUAAUCGGAUUUUUUUUGGACUUGAUAGUGAGGUGAGAGAGAGGGGAGGUGAAAGAAAACUGUUGGCGGACGGGCCAUGGUUUUCUUGUGUUCUACAUGUUCAUCUAAAUAAAAACUAAAUUUUGACCCCAUUUGAUGAAGGGGAUGCUUUUUGUUAAUCUAUAGUCACACUUACAUGAA